Colletotrichum phormii is the source of this 1590-nucleotide messenger RNA. RefSeq names its product general substrate transporter. Gene Ontology annotation, biological process: transmembrane transport; carbohydrate transport. Bases 1 to 1590 code for a protein of 529 amino acids. Lineage: Eukaryota; Fungi; Ascomycota; Sordariomycetes; Glomerellales; Glomerellaceae. The transcript has 7 exons. The record is from RefSeq and is a predicted model, not a curated record. Gene Ontology annotation, molecular function: carbohydrate:proton symporter activity. Gene Ontology annotation, cellular component: membrane.
AUGUCCGACUUGGAAAAGCGAACUUCUCGGAGCGGCUCUCAAAGCCAAGUUGAAGAUGUGAAUAACAACCUCCUGGCCCGGGCCGAUGCACCUAUCAACUAUGACAGUGAUGGCAUCAAGGGAAUUGUGCGCUCGCCUUACGUGCUUGGCGCCGCGUUGCUCGCGUCUUUUGGUGGUUUCUCGUUUGGAUAUGACCAGGGUGUCAUCUCCAUCAUUCUCGUUAUGCUCCAGUUCCACGAGUGGUUUCCCGACACCGCUCCUGGCGGUCCAAGAUAUGGCUUCUACACCGGGUUCAUGACCGGGAUGCUCGAGUUUGGAGCCUUCAUCGGCUGUCUUUUCCUCCCGUACCUCGCCGAUAAAAUAUCUCGCAAGUGGGCUUUAACCAUUGCGACCUUCUUCUUCUGCGUCGGUGCCAUCAUCCAAACCGCCGCUCACAACUAUGGAACGCUCGUCGCGGGCCGCACCAUCGGUGGCGUUGGAGUCGGAACUUUGGCAAUGGGUGGUGCGCCGCUCUAUAUCUCAGAGAUUGCGCCCCCAAACCUUCGCGGUUCCCUCCUCGUGCUCGAGUCCAUCAGCAUCGUAAUCGGCGCCAUUAUUGCUUACUGGAUCACAUUUGCGACAAGACACAUGGAUGGAGAAUGGGCCUUUAGACUACCUUUCGCUCUGCAAAUGGCCCCAGCUCUUAUGGUCGGUCUCGGAAUCCAUUUCUUCCCCUUCUCUCCUCGCUGGCUCGCCAUGGUGGGCCGCGACGAAGACAGUCUGGGGUCUCUUACGAAGCUGCGCCGUGUUCCCCCAACAGACGAGCGAGUCCAGACUGAGUGGAAGGGGAUCCUGUCUGAAGUUCGCUUCCAGCAGGCCAUGCUCGCUCGGGAACACCCGAGCUCCAACGCUUUCACGGCAGAGUUGAACCAAUGGGCGGACCUCUUCAAGCCCAGGUAUUUGAAGCGCACAAUUAUUGCCCUCGGCAUUCCAUUUUUCCAGCAGUUCAGUGGUAUUAACGCGUUUGUGUACUACGCACCAACGUUCUUCGCCGCCCUGGGACAAAAGGGAGACAUGCCUCUCAUUCUCUCCGGCAUGGUCAACAUCUGUCAGCUUUUUGCCGGAAUUCCCACGUUCCUGUUCCUAGACCAAGUUGGCCGCAGAAAGCUCGCUAUCGGUGGUGGUUUUGCAAUGGCUUUCAACUCGUCGUGGGAUGAGCACCCUGCCAUGGGUUGGUUCGGUGUCGCCCUCAUUUAUAUCUACGUUCUUUACUACGCGACUUCCUACGGCCCUCUUGCCUGGACGCUGCCUGCUGAAGUCUUCCCCAACUCCAAACGCGCCAAGGGUGUUGGAGCUGCAACUGCCAUGAUCUGGCUGGCCAUUUUCAUCAUCGGUGUUUGCGUACCGGAAAUGGUCAUCAAACUGGGAUGGGACACCUAUCUGUUCUUCGGACUGUUCUGUGUCGCUGCGGGCGUCUUUUCCUUCUUCCUGGUGCCCGAAACUGCCCAUAAGUCUUUAGAGCAGAUUUCUGAGCUGUUUGGUGAUAACAGUCUAAGUGGCACCAGUAAGAUGAAGAACAUCCAGUGCAAGUAUCUUAGCCUGUUCAUGUAG